Molecule: messenger RNA, 2597 nt
Organism: Arabidopsis thaliana (thale cress)
Lineage: Eukaryota; Viridiplantae; Streptophyta; Magnoliopsida; Brassicales; Brassicaceae
Product: Leucine-rich repeat protein kinase family protein
Exons: 11
Coding region: 124-2226 (700 amino acids)
Cellular component (GO): membrane
Molecular function (GO): transferase activity; ATP binding; protein serine/threonine kinase activity
Source: RefSeq, marked reviewed
ACAGAAAGCUACUACAAAACUAUUGGCUUACAGUAAAACAUAUUUUUUCUCUCUUGAAAAAUACCAAAAUUUACAUGUCAAUAGUUUUUGCUUUUGAAACGAUAGCCAUAUGUCAGAUUAGUAAUGCGAUCUAAUACAAAAAUUAUGACAGUUUUUUUUAUAAACGAUUGUGUCAGGUUCCCGGAUGAUGUGUAUGACCGAAAAUGGUACCCGAUCUUCCAGAACUCAUGGACGCAAGUAACUACGAAUCUCAAUGUAAAUAUUAGCACUAUUUAUGAACUACCACAAAGCGUAAUGUCAACAGCCGCGACGCCGCUAAAUGCUAAUGCGACCUUGAACAUUACAUGGACAAUAGAGCCUCCUACUACACCAUUUUACUCCUACAUUCACUUUGCAGAGCUUCAAUCUCUAAGGGCCAAUGAUACAAGAGAAUUCAAUGUGACGUUGAAUGGGGAGUAUACAAUUGGACCUUAUAGUCCUAAACCGCUAAAAACCGAAACCAUACAAGACUUAAGCCCCGAGCAAUGUAAUGGAGGGGCGUGUAUUUUGCAGCUUGUGGAGACGCUGAAAUCAACUCUUCCGCCUUUACUUAAUGCUAUUGAGGCUUUCACUGUGAUUGAUUUCCCGCAAAUGGAGACAAAUGAAGAUGAUGUUACUGGUAUCAACGAUGUUCAAAACACUUAUGGAUUGAAUAGAAUCAGUUGGCAAGGAGAUCCAUGUGUCCCCAAACAGUAUUCGUGGGACGGUCUAAAUUGCAACAACUCAGAUAUCUCUAUACCACCAAUAAUCAUUUCCUUAGAUUUAUCUUCAAGUGGUUUAAAUGGGGUCAUUACACAAGGCAUUCAAAAUCUAACCCAUCUUCAAUACUUGGACUUGUCAGAUAAUAAUUUAACUGGUGAUAUACCUAAAUUUCUAGCUGACAUACAAUCACUCUUGGUUAUAAACUUAAGUGGUAAUAAUCUCACUGGAUCGGUGCCUCUCUCACUUCUUCAGAAGAAAGGAUUGAAAUUAAAUGUCGAAGGCAACCCUCAUCUUCUUUGCACAGAUGGUUUAUGUGUUAACAAAGGAGAUGGACAUAAGAAAAAGAGCAUCAUAGCACCAGUGGUCGCAUCAAUUGCUUCAAUAGCUAUUCUUAUAGGUGCAUUGGUUCUGUUUUUUGUUCUUAAAAAGAAAACGCAAUCAAAAGGGCCACCAGCAGCAUAUGUACAAGCGUCGAAUGGUAGAUCCCGUAGAUCUGCAGAACCAGCAAUAGUGACGAAGAAUAAACGGUUUACUUACUCUGAAGUUAUGCAAAUGACAAAUAACUUCCAAAGAGUGCUUGGGAAAGGAGGGUUUGGAAUUGUUUAUCAUGGUUUGGUGAAUGGUACUGAACAAGUAGCUAUUAAGAUACUCUCCCAUUCUUCAUCUCAAGGAUAUAAACAAUUCAAAGCUGAGGUAGAACUUCUUCUUAGAGUUCAUCACAAGAAUUUGGUAGGCCUUGUUGGAUACUGUGACGAAGGAGAGAACUUGGCUCUUAUAUAUGAAUACAUGGCCAAUGGAGAUUUAAAAGAACACAUGUCAGGAACACGAAACCACUUCAUUUUAAAUUGGGGAACUAGACUAAAAAUAGUCGUUGAAUCUGCCCAAGGACUUGAGUAUUUGCACAAUGGAUGCAAACCACUAAUGGUGCAUAGAGACAUCAAAACAACAAAUAUAUUGUUGAAUGAACAAUUUGAUGCCAAACUUGCUGAUUUUGGGCUCUCGAGAUCAUUCCCGAUUGAAGGUGAAACUCAUGUUUCAACAGCUGUUGCUGGAACUCCUGGAUAUCUCGAUCCCGAAUACUACAGAACAAAUUGGUUGACUGAAAAGAGUGAUGUUUAUAGUUUCGGAGUCGUAUUGUUAGAGAUCAUCACAAACCAACCCGUGAUAGACCCAAGACGUGAAAAGCCACAUAUAGCAGAAUGGGUUGGGGAAGUGCUUACAAAAGGAGACAUAAAAAAUAUAAUGGAUCCAAGUCUAAAUGGAGAUUAUGAUUCCACUUCUGUUUGGAAAGCUGUUGAGCUAGCGAUGUGUUGUCUUAAUCCUUCAUCAGCUAGAAGACCGAACAUGUCUCAAGUUGUUAUUGAAUUAAACGAGUGUUUGACAUCUGAAAAUUCAAGGGGAGGAGCGAUUCGAGACAUGGACUCAGAAGGUUCUAUAGAAGUAAGCUUGACCUUUGGUACCGAAGUGACCCCAUUGGCUCGGUAGUUUACAUGAAGAAUUCAGCUUCUUUUUGAAUUUUUGAAUGGUUUCUUCUAAACACCAUGUGAGAAUAAGUCAUCCACAUAUAACCAUACAAUGUUUUUCUAAGUUUUCUUACUCUCAAAAUUUUGUGUUCAGCUUGAGGUUAAUCGAGGUAUCCUAGUGGUUAAUCGAAGUAUACUUCUUCAGUGAUUUUUUCAAUUAAAACUAAUAAUUUUACAUAGUUAAUGCAAACUCCUUUUCAAUCCGAACGGUAUCAUGUUUUGAGAUUGCCGUUUUUUUUUUUUCCAUUUUCGUCCGUCUUGCUCUUGUAAAUGAGUAAAUCCAUUUUUGGCUCCCACUUUUUCCUUUUCUUAUGGUUUUUCGGGUGAACACGC